AGUGCAGUGCGUGUUUGGAAAUUCAGGAGUUCAGUCCUGCAGUGAAUUUCCCUCCUCAAGAAGAAUAAAGAAUGAUGCCUGGCCGGCUGGGAAUGCCAAUUGCGCAGGAACCUCUGUGGAUUUCCUGGCAUGACUCAAAUUGGAUUCCAAUUCUCAAUCCCACAAAUGUUAUGGAUUACUUUUCGGAGAAAUCCAAUCCCUUCUACGACAGGACGUGCAACAAUGAGCUGGUUAAGAUGCAGAGGCAAUCUCUGGAGCAGCUAAACAAUAUGAUUGGAGUUGAGUUUAUCCUUCUUCACGUACAAGAUCCAAUCCUCUAUGUUAUUCGGAAGCAGCACAGGCAUUCCCCAACGGAAGCAACACCCCUUGCUGAUUACUACAUCAUCGCAGGAACUGUCUAUCAGGCUCCGGAUUUGGCGAGUGUCUUCAAUUCCAGACUCUUGUCGGCUGUUCAUCACCUUCAGAGUGCUUUUGAAGAAGCCUCCGGGUAUUCACGGUACCAUCCCAAUAAAGGAUACACCUGGGAUUUCUCCUCCAACAAAGCCCUUACCGACAAAACCAAGACGCAGACAAAGAAGGAAUCCGCCCCAACAAAAGAGGAAGCAAGCUCUCUCUUUCAGAGGAAACGCGUUGAUAUGCUCCUCGGGGAAUUGAUAAGGAAGUUCCCACUCCCAAUGCCAACAACACAUCAGAAUCCCACAAGACAUGAGCCUCCAGCCAAUGUGAAUGGGAAUAUAAAGAAGGAACCACCAGAGGCGGUGGACACGAAGCCCAAUGUUGGGACCAAUCAGCAGACAAAUGGAGCCGGGGACGCUGAAAAUGGGCCUCAAGGCAAUCUAGUAGCUGAUAUAAAGACAGAGAACAAGAGUGAGAUGAAACCACCGCCAGAGAAGAAGAUGAAAUUUAAUUAAAUCUCAAGAAUUUUUUUCUAAUAAAAUCCUAAUUUAAAAUUCA
Messenger RNA from Lutzomyia longipalpis, 954 nucleotides. RefSeq names its product mediator of RNA polymerase II transcription subunit 6 (gene MED6). Bases 72 to 911 code for a protein of 279 amino acids. Gene Ontology annotation, cellular component: mediator complex; core mediator complex. Lineage: Eukaryota; Metazoa; Arthropoda; Insecta; Diptera; Psychodidae. Gene Ontology annotation, molecular function: transcription coactivator activity. The record is from RefSeq and is a predicted model, not a curated record. The transcript has 4 exons. Gene Ontology annotation, biological process: regulation of transcription by RNA polymerase II.